Peronospora matthiolae is the source of this 4401-nucleotide messenger RNA. The record is from the annotation of a GenBank genome assembly. NCBI's taxonomy places the organism in Eukaryota, Oomycota, Peronosporomycetes, Peronosporales, Peronosporaceae.
AUGGCAGCAGUCGAGCGCCUGGUGGCAGAGCUAACGCGGCUAAACAACGAGACCGCAGCAGCUGCAGCUUCAUGUCCUUGUACUUCCCCAUGUGACACAGCACUGGACAAAUUCUCCGUCGUCUCGGCGUCGUCGUUGGCGCCAGAGGCCGUCGUGAGUGUACCCCACCGUACCCCAGGUCGUCCAUUUUCUCAAUCACCAUUCGCGCUGCCUCGAGUGCGUCUCACGUCGCCCUACAAGGAUAGGUCUAGGGUUAAGAAGGAGCUCGAUACGAUGGCGCAUCCUUUGUAUGCGCUGGACCGUCUGGGACCUUGUUUUGGCAGGGUAAAUGACCAGGUUGGACUCCAGAAGAAGGUUACCGUGCCACCCAGUCGUCUGUUGGCACAAAUGCCCAUGUCUGCGCCCCGGAGGGUGCUAGUGCCGACACGAGCGUCCAUUUUGAACGAGCCAUUGAAGAUCCAGUACGAGUUUCGAGCGGUGAACGGCUCGAGCUCUCGAAGUCGAAGGGACGCAGAGUUUAGUACAGUGAUGAGUAAACAAGACGAGUACGCUCGAGGUACAGGGAGCAACAAACCGUUUGUACCUGGGGGCAAUUCAUUGGCCGAGUUGGAGACGGACAAUGCCCAUGGGCAGCCACUCGAGCCGAUGAAACAAGAGCUGCUCAAGGAGAAAGAGCGGCUGCGGAAUGAACUGGUCCUGGAAGAGUAUCAAGUGGAUCCAGAGUCGUUUGUGAGUCUAGUGGAGGACGUGCCCGGACUUUAUGGCUGCAUGACGGCAGAAGAUGUCGACAGGAUAACGUCUGAAGUCGCUGGAGAGAAGAGGGAUGAGGGUGAUGUGGAGGUGGUAGGAGUCAAUCCUUCGUCACUACUUAAGCCAUAUUUUGAAGCUCUGGUUGAUAAAGAUCAUGUGGAUGCAAUUCGAAGUGCUGUGCUGGAGGAAAAGGCCGCAGACGCAAUGAGGCAGCAUGAUGAAAAUGUAACGGUUGGACUUGACCAGCUGCUGCGUGAAAUGGAGGACGAUGGAGAAUUGACGGAGUUAGGAUUUACAGUUGAUAAUGAUGAAAAACAAGAGAUUGCGGACGACGAAAUCUCAAGUGUAGUCGAUGCUGCAAAGAUAGGUACAGAAGUUGAAACGGCGGCAUUGGGGAACAAGUCUGAAGGCGCUUUUAGUGCACGAGUAGCUGUCGAAGACCCGGAAGCAGAACUGGAGGCAAUGCUUGAUUCAGAUGGGGCGUCGACAGCUCUUACCUUGCAGAAGAAAACAAGUUCGACUUCAGAAUGGGCAAGCAUGGCGAGCGUCGAUGUGCGCAACUUUCAUGAGAAGGUGCCAGAUAUGGCCAUAAAGUAUGAAUUCGAGCUGGACGUAUUCCAGAAGGAAUGCGUAGUUCACCUAGAAAGGCACGAAUGUGUGUUCGUAGCAGCUCACACGUCUGCUGGUAAGACUGUUGUUGCGGAAUAUGCCAUUGCGAUGUCUCAGAAGCACAUGACUCGAACCAUUUACACAUCGCCCAUUAAAGCGCUUUCGAACCAGAAGUACCGCGACUUUCGCACCAAGUUUGGUCCUGACAAUGUUGGCUUGAUCACUGGAGACGUCAGCAUAAACCCGGACGCGAGUUGUCUUGUCAUGACGACGGAGAUUCUGCGCUCGAUCCUGUACCGAGGCGCGGAUAUUAUUCGCGAUAUUGAGUGGGUUAUCUUUGAUGAAAUUCAUUACAUUAAUGAUAGCGAACGUGGAGUAGUAUGGGAGGAAGUGAUUAUAAUGCUUCCCGAACACAUUGGUAUGGUGUUUUUGUCGGCAACCACUCCAAACCACUUGGAAUUUUCAGACUGGAUCGGACGUACGAAGAAGCAUAAAAUUCACGUAAUAUCGACUAACAAGCGGCCCGUUCCUCUUCAACACUUCCUUUAUGCUGGAAAGGAGUUAUUUAAGCUGUAUGAUGCCACUUCUGGGUAUCUUCCGAGUGCGUACACAGCAGCCAAGGCCAAACUUUUUGCCGCUUCUGAUAAAUCGGGGGCCAGCACUAGAGGCGGUAGAAAUGCUUCCCGCGGUGGUGGAAGUCGCGCGAACGCGCUUAACAUUCGCAAGUCGGGAGGUGAUCAAGGAGAGUGGACGAAACUUAUUAACACUUUGAAGGAUAAAGCACUUCUUCCGGUGGUAGUGUUUGCCUUUAGCAAACGUCUGUGCGAGGAAAGUGCAAGCAAGUUGGCCAAGCUUGAUAUGAGCACGCCAUCGGAGCGGUCUGAAAUUCACCUUUUCCUUGAGAAUAGUGUGCAUAGACUUCAAGGAUCCGACCGUGAGUUGCCACAGGUGCUAACAAUGAAAGAAAUGCUCAAACGUGGCGUUGGUGUUCACCAUGGUGGCCUGCUCCCGAUUAUCAAGGAGAUGGUCGAAAUUUUAUUCGGCCGAGGUCUUGUCAAGGUACUGUUCUCAACAGAAACGUUUGCAAUGGGUGUGAAUAUGCCUGCGCGUACGGUUAUCUUUAAUGGCAUUCGUAAGCACGAUGGUAAGAACUUUCGAGACCUUUUGCCUGGCGAGUACACACAGAUGGCUGGUCGAGCUGGUCGUCGUGGUCUGGACUUGGUUGGUACCGUUAUCAUUGCAUGCUGGAACGAUGUUCCCGAGCCCACAUCGCUGAGAACAAUGCUAGCAGGAAAGGCAACAUCACUUUCCAGUCAGUUCCGCCUGACAUACAACAUGAUUUUGAACCUUUUACGAGUGGAGGUGCUGACGGUGGAGGAUAUGAUGAAGCGCUCUUUUUCAGAAUUCCACACACAAAAGGCUCUUGCGUCGAAGAAUAUUCCCAAAUUAAUUCAGAAGGGUAGAGUGCUACUCCAGCAGCUCGAGCAAUCCCUUAUUGAAGACUACCCGCAUCUUGAGACGAGUGGAGAGCUUGCGCGUAUGAAAGAGUUUUAUCAGCUGUGUCGUGAUAAGCGUGAACUGGAAAAGAUUUUGACAAAGUGGCUGCUUGCAAACAACAUUCAAGCUGCUAAGACUGCAAUAUGUCCUGGCCGAAUUGUAGUUCUUAGUGUAAAGGGACUGGCGCCCGAUCAACUGGCACUGGUUGUGCGCACCAGGUCUGCUGUGUUGGGUGAAGGUGGAACCGCCAGAUCGAAGCUUUCAUUUGAAACCGAGCUCCGAAGCUCUGUUACUACCGAUACUGGGUACAACGGCGCAUUUAAGUCGAUUAUGGUAUUAACUCUCUGUCCGGAUGACUACCAGCCUCCGACCAUUGAGGUACCCUCGGUUAACAGAAAUAACUCAAACACUCUUGUAGGCAGCGGGCGCCUGUUGCGUAACAAGAGAGAUGAUGACGACGAUCGCAAAUCUGGACAUCUGGGCAUCAAAGGGAAAUCUGAGGGUCAAGAAAGCACUGAGCUUGUAGCUCCAUCAACCGCUACGCUUAUUGGAAGAAAGUACGCUGUACUGGAAGUCCCUGAAAGUUGUGUCGACAGCAUCACAUCCGUCGUUGUCUCGAAUGUUAAUACAAAGACACUUGUGGCUUUGACAUCCAAGAAGGAGCUCGCCAGUGGUAUUGAGUUUCUAGUAAAGCUUGAGAAGGAUACCGCAUCGUCGCAGAAGGCGGCAAUCGCAUACGUGGAUAUCAUGGGUGAACUCAAGGUCAAUGAUCUUGAAGCCGCAACAGGCUACACCCAGUGGCAGCAGAUCUACUCGAUGGUGCUCAAUCAUCCGUGUGCAGCGGAUUCGCCGACAAAUUCUCGUGUUAUGGGCAAAGUAGAGAAAAUCAUCAAGCUGAAGGCCUAUUUGGUUCGAAUGACCCGGGAGCUAUCUAAUGACUCCCUUUCGCUCUUCCCUGACUUUCAACAGCGACUGAGUGUGUUGAAAAGACUCGGUUACAUCUCGGACGAUGGUGUCGUGCAGAUUAAGGGUCGGGUUGCGUGCGAAAUCAAUACGUGCGAAGAGCUAGUAUUGACAGAGAUGAUUUUUGAAAAUGUGCUAGCCAACCUGGAGCCUGAAGAGAUUGUUGCCGUGCUUUCUGCGCUUAUCUUUCAAGAGAAGUCGCAAUCUGAGCCGACCCUCACCCCCACUUUGGAGAGCACGCGCGAGAUGGUCAAGAAUAUUGCUGAAUCGUUGGGCCUCAUUCAGCUGGAGCAGCACUUGGAAAUCGACCCCACGGUAUACUGCAAGGGCGCUCUCAAUUUUGGCCUGAUGGAAGUCGUAUAUGAAUGGGCAAGAGGAAUGCCAUUCAAACAACUAUGUGAGCUCACAGACGUCCAAGAAGGCUCUAUUGUUCGCUGCAUUACGCGUCUGGAUGAAGUUUGUCGUGAAGUACGCACUGCUGCCCGCGUUAUUGGUGACCCGCAACUUUACCGCAAGAUGGAAGUUGCCUCUGAGGCCAUCAAGCGUGACGUUGUGUUCGCCAGCAGUUUGUACCUGUCGUAG